AUGAAGGCGGACAAUGUAUCUAUGCAGGGGGGAGGAUACUACAACGACAACUCUACUCUUCAAGGUCAUGCUAUAGACAAGUCGUUGGAGUUGCUUGGUCCUUCGGCACAUUGUGGCCCAACAAUAACCUUGGCUGAUUAUGGAUCCUCUGAAGGCCAGAACUCUUUGACGUCGACGGUUCAUCAAAACUGGGAUUCCCUGACCCAAAACGGAAAGGUUUCCAUAAACACUCUCUUAUCUCCGAGAUCAUACUUUGAGCAGGUACUGCCAGACGGUUUUGUUGAUGCUGGCUUCAACUUUACAGCUUUGCAUUGGCUACGCACUAUGCUUGAUGUAUCGUCAACUCCCUCGUCGCUAUCUGCUGCAGCUCAUGAGGACUUUGUCGACUUCCUUCUAGUGCGUCAUAAAGAGAUUCGCCAACAUGGCACUAUGACGAUUUGUGUUCCCAGUGACGGUGACAUCAGCGUUUUUCCAACCUUUGGAUGUUUCGAGACCAGUCUUCGCAUCCUCUACGACAAGUAUCAGGUCGACCCAACGAUCGCAAGACGGCUUCCUAUGUACUAUAGGACCUCGGACGAGAUACUGGCAUCUGCCGCCGCCGUCGACACGAAAUGGGGCCUGAUGAGCCAUCAUACGUUACCAUUAAUACAUACAUCAUGGUCGCCUGAGGUUGUCGAGGCAGGUUCUGAGGAAGCGAGAAUGUCUGCUCGGAAGAGAUACGCAGAUGCUGUGACCGGCUUUGCACUUGCAGCAUGUUCCCAAUUCUUCAUCGAGGGUCUGAGAACUCAUGAUCACCGGGACGCAAGGCUGGAAAAUGAGGAGACUCAUUUAAAGGAAGAAUUUAUGAUAGACUUGACCGCCACAUUCAAAGAUGAAUUCUUACGUACUCACUGCAUGGAUAAGAUUGGGUUUACAUAUACGCUGCUGCAGUUGGAGAGAUUGUAA
This is a messenger RNA of Fusarium tjaetaba, 945 nucleotides long. RefSeq names its product benzoate carboxyl methyltransferase. NCBI's taxonomy places the organism in Eukaryota, Fungi, Ascomycota, Sordariomycetes, Hypocreales, Nectriaceae. Bases 1 to 945 code for a protein of 314 amino acids. The record is from RefSeq and is a predicted model, not a curated record. The transcript is spliced from 3 exons.